Messenger RNA from Abrus precatorius (Indian licorice), 1456 nucleotides. RefSeq names its product carboxylesterase 1-like. Bases 230 to 1249 code for a protein of 339 amino acids. Gene Ontology annotation, molecular function: hydrolase activity. The record is from RefSeq and is a predicted model, not a curated record. Lineage: Eukaryota; Viridiplantae; Streptophyta; Magnoliopsida; Fabales; Fabaceae. The transcript has a single exon.
AUGAUAUCUAACAAAUAGCAAAAGAGAAAAAAGAAACGUUAUGUAACACAUCGAUUUCUCGAAAUUGUGAAAUCUGAUUCCGGUGUUAAAUAAAUAAAGUUGUCCAUAUAAAGAUAUGGAUUAUCAUGUGUCCAUAAUAUAUAGAUAGAGCUUUCAGGUUUGGGCAACCAUCAUCUUUUGGGUUACCAAGGCAAGGCAAGGCAAGGCAAAACAGAAUAUUCUACGAGCAAUGGCACUGCACGGAGUACUUACGGCACUCUCCUUGUAUCUCAUAUAUGCAUCCACAAGCGUUCACUCAGCUAUGGACCCGUACAAGGCACUGGGAAUCAUCCUCAACCCAAACGGCACGCUCACACGUUUAAACAAACCCCCACAGAGCCCUCCCUCACCGGAUCCCACCCUCUCCACACCCGUUCUCUCCAAAGACCUAACCGUCAACCAAUCAAAAAACACAUGGGUUCGGAUCUACCUUCCCCACAAAGCACUGGAUAAUCCCCCCUACUCCAACUCCAAACUACCACUCAUUGUCUUCUACCACGGUGGUGGCUUUAUAUUCGACAGCGCCGCUUCCACUUACUUCCACAAUUUCUGCGUCAAUGUCGUCAACCAAACCCAAUCCCUCGUCGUUUCAGUCGACUACCGCCUCGCCCCCGAGCACCGUCUUCCUGCGGCCUUUGAAGACUCCGUGGAGGCGCUGCACUGGAUCAAAACCUCCAACGAUCCGUGGUUGACGCGCCACGCUGAUUACUCCCGCUGUUAUCUUAUGGGAGAGAGUGCCGGGGGUAAUAUUGCCUACAACGUGGGUCUACGUGCAGCCGCGAAGCUUUAUCAAAUCGAGCCGCUAAAGAUACAAGGGCUGAUAUUGAUUCAACCCUUUUUUGGUGGGACGAAGAGGACCCCAUCAGAGAUGAGGCUCGCUGAGGAUGGGACUUUGCCUUUGGCAAUUACUGAUUUGCUGUGGAAUCUGUCGUUGCCCAGAGGCGCUAACCGUGAUUACAAGUAUUCCAAUCCAAUGGCGAAGGGCGGAGCUAAGGUAUUGAAUCGGAUUAGGGUGCUUGGGUGGAGCGUUGAGGUGUUUGGGUGCGAAGGGGACCCACUCGUGGACCGCGAGAAAGAGUUGGUGGAAUUGCUCCACCGCAAGGGUGUGUCUGUUGAGGGAAAAUUUUAUGAAGGUGGUCGCCAUGGGAUUUUUGUGGGUGACCCUUCCAUGUCCCAGAAAGUCUAUGAUUUUAUUAGAAGUCUUCAUUGAUGUGUUAGCAACACAAUGCUUUGUUAUGCCACUUGUAUUGUCUGCGUUCUUGAUCUGUGCUUGUGGUCUUUGCAUCUCAAUAAACGUUGAUUAUUGACAUCGAAUGAAAAAAAGAAAAGCAUGUCCAAUGAAAUAUAGCUGUUGUAAAAAAGAUAAUUUAAAGUUCAAUUUUCUAUUGUUGACAUGCGAUUUAAAUUCAAUAAAACA